AUGUCCAAACAAGAACCCCUUAACUGGACCUUGCGGUUCAAGAAACACAAGACAACAGUACUGCUCAUGCUUCCCGCGGACGAAUCGAUCACAUCGACCAAGGAAAAGCUCCUAAACGCGCUCAACGCUCGUGGACUCAAGGAAAUUAACGGUGAUGCGAUCCCAGAAAACCACUCUGAUAUCGAACUGGGUGUUCCCAUCGACCGGAAUCAACUCGACCGCGGUUGGAUUACGUUGGACCCUGUAGUUGAGGAGAGCGACAAGCCAGCGAUAAAGAAGGGCGCAAAGAAGGUUUCUCCUCAUAGCCUUCAAGCAGCAAAUAUUCGAAACGGCCAGGCUCUUGCCUUUCGCUUUAGGACAAGCUCAGAUGGCGACGAACUUGGCGGGGGCCCUGGUCACAUACCCGCCAUAUUUACCCAUCCUUACAACCAGGCCGAGAGUGUGAGCCACACGCCAUUCGGGAUGGCUGCAAAAAGCGCCUCGUCAUCAAUCUCCGUGACGGUCAGAGUGCGGCCCUUUACCAUUCGAGAAGCUGCCCAACUUUCCAAAUGUGAUGACACACCUUUGUUCCUCGGCGAUGGGUCCCUCGCCGGUGUUCCCAGUGCUCCAAAGCUGGCACAGAGAGGAAUCAGACCCGUCAUCAAAGUUGUUGAUGAUAGAUGCUUGAUUUUCGAUCCCCCUGAAGACAAUCCUGUGCAGAAAUUCUCCCGCAGCGUCGUACCAAACGGAAGGCGAGUCAAGGAUCAGACAUUCGGUUUCGAUAGAAUCUUCGACGAGAAUACAACCCAAGCCGAGGUCUACGAAUCAACGUCGCGCAACCUGCUGGACAGCGUCUUGGAUGGAUACAACGCGACCGUCUUCGCCUACGGUGCCACUGGAUGUGGAAAGACGCAUACUAUUACCGGUACAGCUCAGCAGCCCGGCAUCAUUUUUUUGACAAUGCAGGAGCUCUUCGAAAAAAUUGAGGACCGAAAAGGAGAAAAGAUGACCGAAGUCUCGCUUUCGUAUCUCGAAAUAUAUAACGAAACGAUCCGAGACCUGCUCGUGGAGGGAGAACGAAAGGGUCUGAUGUUGCGUGAAGAUGCCAAUCAAGCAGUUUCAGUUGCUGGGUUAUCUAGCCACCACCCCCAGAACGUGCAGGAAGUCAUGGACAUGAUCAUGCACGGAAACGAACGCCGUACCAUGUCACCCACCGAAGCCAACGCAACUUCGUCGCGGUCCCAUGCAGUGCUCCAGAUCAAUGUUGCUCAGAAAGAUCGCAAUGCAGAUGUUAACGAACCUCACAUAAUGGCGACUCUGAGCGUCAUCGAUCUAGCUGGAAGUGAGCGAGCAAGCGCAACGAAAAACCGAGGCGAGAGACUCCAGGAGGGAGCUAACAUCAAUAAAUCGCUACUUGCCCUGGGAAGCUGCAUCAACGCUCUUUGCGAUCCACGCAAGCGAAACCACAUUCCUUACCGGAACUCCAAACUUACUCGACUGCUGAAGUUCUCGCUUGGGGGUAAUUGCAGAACCGUUAUGAUCGUUUGUGUAAGCCCGUCGAGCCAACACUUUGACGAAACCCAGAAUACGCUCCGCUAUGCCAACAGAGCGAAAAACAUCCAGACAAAGGUGACAAGGAAUGUGUAUAACGUCAACCGUCAUGUUAAGGACUUCCUCGUCAAGAUUGAUGAGCAGAUGGCUUUGAUCAAGGAACUCAAAGCUCAGCAGAAAGACUACGAAUCCAUUGCUUUCGCCAAAUUCCGGAAACAGAAUGAAAAGAAAGAAGCCAUAGCCCGAGAAGGCGUGGUUCGCCUGCGAACUGCCUAUGAGAAUGCGGCAACAGAGAGACAAGAAAGAGUGUCCAGCAUGCUGAAAUUAAGACAAGUCAGUCGACGAAUCGGCAUGUUAUCAUCCUGGAUUGCUGCUUUCGACAAUGUUUGCUCUUCGUGUGAGAGCGAAGCACCAAUGGCCAACCUGCAGGCUAUUCGAAAAACAGCUCAAGGUAUUCUGUUUGAAUUAGAAAACACUCGUCAUCACUUCAACCAACGAAUUUCGAAGAACAAUUGGGAUAGAGCUAUCAACACCGCACUUGAGCACGGCGUUAACCAGCUCCGGGAAUUCGAGACCAGCGACAAUACCGACGUCGCCAACCUUACUCGUGAAGCAGAAUUGCUCAAGGCCAAUGCUGACCGCGAAAUGCUAUCGACUAUUUCCGAACAGGAGAAAAUGGGAGAAACAGCCACGGUGCAAAUGCUCCUUCAGGCUCAAUUUGAAAUAGUCUCUUCGAUCGAGAACAUGAUGCAGCUCACCGAGGCAGAAGCGAUUGAAGUUGGCAAAAAGAUUCUACACAAGAUGCUUUCGUCGUGUACCACUUCGGUCACCAACAUUGUCAAGCCCGAUGGAAAAAUGCCGACCAUCGAUAUUUCUCCCACACCCAGGACAGAUGCUCCUGUACGGCGCAGAAAAUCUAGCCUUGCUGGAAUCCCUUCCAAGCCAUUGAAACCUGUCACGGCGAUGGCACCACACGUUGUUGUUUCUCCGAUAAAGAAUUCCCCACGCCGUCGCAAGACGAUUACUGCAAAGAAGGCAGUCACGUUCACCCCUAAAAAGACUCCUAUCAAGACAAGCAAGCGAGCAGUUCGAUGGAAAGAUGAUGAGCAAGACGGAUCCCUUGCAGAGUUCGAAAAGACACCACAGAAAUCAGAGGCACCCGCGGCAGAUUCGUCGGAAGAGCUGCCACUUCCUAGAAUAUCGCCUGUUCCCCGAGGGAUCCCUGUCUUCACCAAGAAUGACGAAUCAUCGCCCAGAUCUUCAUCUCCUACCCCCCCGCCAGAGUCGAAUUUGGAAAUCCAAAAUAAGAACAAUCGAUUCAAGGCUGGCUUUUUGGCAAAGAAACCCGGAUCACCUGUUCCACCCACUGCGACCAAUAUCUCGCUAGAAGAGCAUUCUCCUCUGCGUAGUAUAGAAAAUAGCAGUUUCUUAAACCGGCCAUCGAUUGACCGGCCAUCCAAGAUCGCCGUACGCUCUCCCAGUGGUGGCUACAGCAGCCCCAGCCCGGCCCCCGACAGUGAGAAAGGUUGGAAAGCCGACAAGGAGGAUGCCAUUAAAAUCAAUGCAGCCAUGAGACGAAUUUCUGGCGGCCAGUUUGGAAACGGUGCUUCCGCUGCUCCCGUAGGCAAAUCUCAGCGUCGCCGAAGCCCUACAGCUGGGUCCCUCGGCAGUUCACCUCCAGAUACCGGCAUGUUCUCUGCUUCAGAAGCAAGGCGCAUGGUCAAAAGUGACAAGAUCAAUGAUACCAAACCCAAUGUUCUCGGCCCACGCGUUCUCUCGGUGACGAAGAAUUCCCGACGUAUCACAAUGGGCGGUGACCUGCGCCCUCGAGAAGUGAGUCUCACUGGUCGUGAUGCCAUGAGACUCAGCAUGGCGGCUGGCGCAAACCCAGAGGCCCGAUUUAGCCUUGGACCGGCGGUAAGGGGAGCCUUGAGGUAA
Molecule: messenger RNA, 3468 nt
Organism: Talaromyces rugulosus
Lineage: Eukaryota; Fungi; Ascomycota; Eurotiomycetes; Eurotiales; Trichocomaceae
Exons: 4
Coding region: 1-3468 (1155 amino acids)
Biological process (GO): microtubule-based movement
Molecular function (GO): ATP binding; microtubule binding; microtubule motor activity
Source: RefSeq, a predicted model, not a curated record